AUGCGCCUCUUUCUGCUCCUUGUUUGGGUUUUAUGCUCCGUUAUAUCUGGAGUUUUCGGCCAAGAUUAUGAUUUCGGCGUUGAUUUGGUAUCUCUCACACGACGACAGGACCCCAAUGCGCCCAUCGUCGUCAGUCGCCUGCCACUGGCUGCCAAUGGGAGUAUGCCCCUGAGACUUGAGAUUCGUAAUGUACAGGCAGAUAAAUACAAGUGGGAUCUGUACGUGUUGGCGCUGAGUAUGCUUCAGUCAGUCAGCCAGGACGACCCCAUGUCGUAUUACCAAAUUGCCGGGAUACACGGUGUACCCUUUGUGACAUGGAACGGCGUUGGGCCAGCAGAGGGCGCGAGCCUGUCGGGCUACUGUCCGCAUAGUUCUGUGCUAUUUCCGACUUGGCACCGGCCAUAUCUAGCCUUAUACGAGCAAGAGUUACAUAAGCUAGCCAAUGCCAUUGCUCGCAUGUUCAGCAAUGUGACGGAACGUCUGCUCUACCAGCAGGCUGCCUCCGAAUUUCGGAUACCGUACUGGGAUUGGGCUUCCCCUGCACCAGCUGGCCAAAGCCACUUUCCUGAUGUAUUUUGGAAUUCCACAAUGAUUCAAUACGGCCCCAAUGGUGUUCAGGUAAUUCGAAAUCCAUUGUAUUCUUAUUCAUUUCAUCCCCUUGACGAGGACGCAUUCAUCUGGCCACCGUUGAAAAGCUGGAAUGAGACGAAGAGAGCUCCAAACACACAAGUCAGUGAAACAGAGCCGCCGUCGAUGAAUGACCAGGUAAAUUCCGCUUUGCUAGCAAAACUGCCUGAGAUCCAGCAGAGGCUUUAUAUACUAUUCUCGAGUUAUCACGAAUUCGAUUCAUUUAGCAACAAAAACUAUGCCAUAUCUCAAAAUCUUAGCCAUCUGGACUCCAUCGAGGCUAUCCACGACAUUAUUCACAUAUACGGCGGAUCUAGAGGUCAUAUGACCUACGUUCCUCUAUCCUCUUUCGAUCCUCUUUUCUUCUUACACCAUACAAUGACGGACAGGUUAAUAUCAAUGUGGCAGCUCCUCAAUCCUACGGCAUGGAUGACACCCCAAACCUCGGGAGAGACGACUUAUACGGCGCUGAAAGGGACCAUGCAAAACUCUAGCACCCCACUUACACCUUUCAUGUCUUCAGCCAGCGGCACUUUCUGGGAUUCAGACAUGUCUCGAACGACUGAGGUGUUUGGUUAUGCGUAUGGAGAUACAUCAGCUCUGUAUGGCGAUACUAAGAUCCCGCGAGACAAGCUGAUUAGGAAGAUUAAUAACUGGCUUGGGAGAAACAGCCCAGCCAUGAUUCGGUUCAAGAGCCAAUCGCAAUGGAGGCCCAGCGGGAUAUGGAAAGGCAAUUCAGAAACCAAAAGCUUUCAACCAAAUGGCUAUUACACCGAAUGGAUUGCAAAUGUCCAUGUGAAUCACGGUGCUCUGGACGGAUCAUUCACUAUUUAUUUCUUUACUAGAGAGCCACCAGACGAUGUUCUCACCUGGGGCUUGGCCUCAAAUCUCAUAGGAUCAGUUAGCAUCUUUAUGAUGAACGGAAUGGGCAGCUCUCAGUCCAAGAUGUCUGGAACAGCGCCGUUGACUAUGGCACUGAUGAAGCACGUCGACCAAAGAGCUAUACAAAAUCUUGAGCCGGAGUCGGUGGUGCCAUUUCUACAACACACUCUACACUUUCGCGUUGUUGAUAUUGAUAACAAAGAGGUUGACCCGGCCCUGGUGACUGGGCUCUACGUCGCAAUCAGCAGCACCAGGGUUAGAUUGCCUGAGAGCGAGUUUGAAUUCCCGGAAUGGGGCCAGCCAACACUGAGACUAGCAAUAUGGGAGUAG
Molecule: messenger RNA, 1839 nt
Organism: Trichoderma asperellum CBS 433.97
Lineage: Eukaryota; Fungi; Ascomycota; Sordariomycetes; Hypocreales; Hypocreaceae
Source: RefSeq, a predicted model, not a curated record